UUAUUUUUGGCUGGAAUGGCGACGUCCUUUGGACAGCCAAAACUGCGCCUGUACGCUCAACUCAGCGAAAGGUGGAGGGUAAAGCUCAUCUCAGUCAUUUCCAAAAUGCUGACUGUCUGUGAUCGGCUCUCCUCCCAAGUCAGUUACUCGGUACACGAACGAACAUUCCUUGCUACUAAAACACAAACAGAUAAACUUUGUGAUUUGCCGCAUGUAGAAAAUGGAAGGAUUGCCCCAUAUUAUUACAGUUUCAAAGGUUACUAUUUCCCUAUGCGUAAAGGAAAAAGCCUUUCCUAUUCUUGUGUGGCUGGUUAUACAACCGAAACCGGGACUCAAGAUGGAAGAAUAACUUGUAUGGCGAAAGGAUGGUCUCCGGUGCCACGAUGCUACAAAAAAUGUAAUAAGCCUCUUCUGGAACAUGGCGUGUUUUACGGUACAGAAAUGUACUUCAACAUACACGAGAAACUACAAUACAAGUGUAACCAAGGGUACCACGCUCCCAGUGGCGGUACCGAAGAUACGGUACAAUGUCAGUCAGAUGGAUGGUCUUCCCAGGCAAGCUGUACUAAGACAGUGGAGUCAUGUCAAGUACCUGAGUUACAUCAUGGCAACUACUUCACAACCCAGCGAGAGCUCCGAGUGAACGAAGCGCUGCUAUACAAAUGCGACGAAGGAUACCGCACUGCAGGAGGAAAUGCUACAGAAGAAGCAGUUUGUCUUGCGCAUGGAUGGUCCCUUACUCCAAACUGCUCGAAAAAAACUUGCCCCUCUUUGGGUGGAAUAGAACAUGGAGGUUUCUAUCCUAUGAAGAAAUUCUAUGAAGAAGGAGAUGUAGUUCAUUUUUUCUGCGAGGAAAAUUAUUCUUUCCGUGAAUUUGACCUGAUUCAAUGUUAUUACUUCGGAUGGUAUCCAGACCCUCCAGCCUGUGAAGAUGUAACAAAUAAAUGUCCUCCACCACCGCUGCCUCCUAACGCCCAUAUCAUCGCAGAUAGGAGAAUGUAUCGCACUGGCGACAGAGUUCGUAUACAGUGUCAGAGUGGAUAUGAAAUAAGAGGAUCUGGGGAAAUCCGAUGCGAAAAAGGAAAAUGGACGUCACCCCCUAUCUGUAUGGGAUCUACGGAUAAAAAGGAAUCCGAGACACCGGCAGUCGAGGCGAAUGCGACGAUAAGGGCGAGCAAAACAUAUCACAGUGAAGAAAUGAAAAUACAGCAAAACUGUACCUCUCCGCCAGUGAUUAAAAAUGGUGUUCUUCUUGCCCCUUUAUUACCAAGUUACAAACAUGGUAGCUCGAUAGAAUAUGGCUGCCAGCGUUACCAUCUUUUGGACGGACCCAGUACUGUUUACUGCAAACGAGGAAACUGGACAGAAAGGCCUACUUGCUUGGAUCCGUGCAUUCUUAACGUAACUGAAAUGAACAGUAAUAACAUAGAGUUGAAAUGGAGACAGGAAGAAUUUGUCUUCCUACACGGUGAUCUCAUUGAGUUUGAAUGUAAGCAAGGAUACAAAUUUCCCCAUGUUACCGUGCCAUCUCCCGGGAGGACUUGGUGUGACCGUGGAAGGCUGAAAUACCCCAAAUGUGUUUUUCAAGUUCCCAUGGAAAAAUGUGACUCUCCACCAUCUAUUGCGAAUGGUGCUCUUACUCUCCCGCCUCUGACCCAGUAUGACAAUGGUUCUUCAGUACAGUACAGUUGCUCUGAGUAUUACUUCUUGCAAGGAUCUGAGAGAAUUUAUUGUUCUGAGGGCCGGUGGACUUCGCCGCCGCUUUGUAUAGAGCCGUGUACUUUGUCAAAGAAUGAAAUGGAAAAGAAUAACGUGCUGCUGGAAAGUUUUUAUGAGGACCAAGUUUACUUUUACCAUGGAGAUUAUGUUGGAUUUCACUGCAAACAGAACCAUUUUGGAGCAGAAUCUGGUGCAACUUUAUUUCAAGUGCAGUGCAAGAGAGGACAGCUAGCAUAUCCAAGAUGUGUUGAAAGGAGAAAAUAAUUAAGUAUGACUUCAAAAAAAUGUAGAGGAAAGUUAUGAUGUGUUUUUUAUCUAGUAUUAACGGUUGCAUUAAGGUGGCCUCAUAUCUUCAAGAUGACUACACUUGACUGAGAAAUGAGUGUUGUGGCAUCGCUGAAUCUGAGUCAAAGAGGGAGGGAAAUGAAAAAAUGUUCUGUGGACUGAGGACUGAGUAUACAGCAGUGCAUCACAAUAUUAACAAACUGCAUGUGGAAACGUUAGGAAGAAGAAGAGUUCUGUGAGGCUUAUAGUGCUUCUGCCAGUGCAUCUGUGCAAGAGAAUGUCAAAAGGAAUAUUUGUGAUGAAUUUUUUAUCAUUGUAUUCAGCUUUUCGCUGCAGUUUCACUAGGACUGUUUUCAUAAUUUUGGUUCCUAUUAUUGACGUUGCUCAUAUACUGUCGAGAUUUCUUCUUAUUCUGUCCCUGUCAUGGCAUUCAACGUUACGCAUUUGUUUUUCUGCCAGACCUUCAGCUCUGGCUGAAGCCGGGGGGUGGGGGGUCCCCUUUGGCAACAAUAGAUGGCAGACGAAUGUCAUUCGUAAAGCUGUGAAGAUGAGCACAUGAAGUAAAUAAUAAAGCACUGCAGUAGCUUAUCGCUUUGCACUGAAAGUGCUGGCAGUGAUUUUCCUGUCGUCUGGAAAAGGUUUUGCAACAAGAGGCUUCACCGACGAUGAAAAACAAACAAACAAGCAAGCCCAACACACGCUUCUCAAUAUGAGCAUCUAAAAUACACUGCCUACCUCUCUCUCAUUCUCACAGUCCAGGCAGUUAAAUGGAACCCUCCUCGCAAUAUGGAGCACCAGCUCUUUCCCCAGGACACUUCUCUGCCUUAUACAACCCACGGUCUUCUGACACAGAGACUGAGUGAGAGUGCCGCUGUCAAAUCCGCAUAUUAAGUGGCAUUAAAGCUCAAUUUUUUAUUUUUA
This is a messenger RNA of Gallus gallus (chicken), 2925 nucleotides long. RefSeq names its product coagulation factor XIII B chain (gene F13B). Bases 16 to 1983 code for a protein of 655 amino acids. The transcript has 11 exons. The record is from RefSeq and is a predicted model, not a curated record. Lineage: Eukaryota; Metazoa; Chordata; Aves; Galliformes; Phasianidae.